AUGGAACGUCAAACCAGCCAUGCAUCAAGCACCGAAGAAGAAUACCGGGAUGUUUAUGAAGCAGCGAUUCAUGAUAGAUUUCGGGAUGGAAUCCAAGCCCUUGCUCGGCGGAAACGGUCUGGCCGCCGUCAUAGAGCUCUUCACAUCGAGGACCAGGAUCCCGAAUUGACAAGAAUCGCAACCAAUAUAUCCAGGGACAUUGGAAUUACACCAAAGGCUCUCGCAGACGUUGAUCCACGCCUCGACCCCGAAAAUGAGGAGUUUGAUUUUCGUUUCUGGGCCUCCACCAUCGUUCAGAUGAUCAGAGAAGACGGUAUCCAGAGAGCCAAUGUUGGUGUUUGCUUCAAGUCCCUCACCGUGUGUGGCACAGGCUCGAGUCUCGCUCUACAACCAACUGUCGCAAGCCCGUGGCUGAGUCUUGCUCGAAUGCCCAUGCUCCUCUCCAGACACAAACAAGAGCCCAAAGUGAUCAUCCACACUUUGAAUGGCUGCGUGAAAAGCGGUGAAAUGCUGCUCGUAUUGGGCAGGCCUGGUAGUGGGUGUACAACAUUUCUGAAAUCGAUAUCAGGUCAACUGGGUGGCUUGACGAGAACAUCCGAAUCUGUCGUCCACUACGAUGGAGUUGCACAGGAUCUUUUUACCAAGAGUUUCAGAGGAAAAGCACUCUACAAUCAGGAAAAUGAUGAACACUUCCCGCAUUUGACUGUGGGACAAACACUGCAUUUUGCCGCACAGGCGCAGACGCCAGAAACUCGAAUUCAUGGAAUCGAUCGAGCAACACAAGCCAAUCACAUGGUGGAAGUCAUGCUACGCAUUUUCAGGCUCUCCGCUGUCCGACAUACCAAAGUCGGCAACGACACCGUUCGCGGCGUCAGUGGAGGAGAAAGAAAGCGUGUGAGCAUCGCGGAAAUGGCCCUCGCGCGCUCGCUACUUGCUGUCUGGGACAAUGCCACCCGAGGCCUGGAUUCUGCUACGGCAUUGGAGUUUGUACGGUCCUUGCGCACUCUGGCUGAUGUUGCCGGGGUCACCCAAGCUGUCGCACUUUAUCAGGCUAGCCAGAACAUCUAUGAUGUCUUUGACAAGGUCAUGGUACUGUACGAAGGACGACAGAUAUUCUUCGGUCCAGCGGAUUCCGCGCGCUCCUUUUUUGAGAAGAUGGGCUGGUAUUGUCCUCCGCGUCAGACAACCCCAGACUUCCUAACCUCCGUUACCAAUCCAUCGGAACGGCAAAUCCGUGUGGAUUGCACCGACAAGGUACCUCGAACUGCCGUUGAGUUCGAACAAUACUGGCUUAAGUCGGAGGAGUACCACGCCUGCAUGGACGAGAUCGCCCAGUACGAGGAGGAUGCAACAGACAACGGCCGCCUCCAAGCACUCCGGGCCGCACAUCACGCUGCACAGGCCCAUCACACUCGCAACUCGUCUCCGUUUCUCAUCUCUGUGUGGAUGCAGGUCUGUCUAUGUAUGAAGAGAUCCUGCCAGUUAUUGUCGAACGACAGAACCUCCACGAUAACACUGGCGAUGGGGCGAAUCAUUCUUGCGUUGAUUAUCGGCAGCAUCUUCUUUGAUCCACCCAACACCACAGCGAGCCUUCAGUCCAGAGGGUCGGUGCUAUUUCUUGCCACCUUGAUAAAUGCGCUGAUGGCCGUUACUGAGAUUGGCGCGCUGUUCGGCAAAAGAGGUGUUAUUCAGAAACAGAACACCUUCGCAUUCUGCCACCCGUUCGCAGAUGCACUCGCGUCGUUCAUUGUCGAUAUCCCUGUCAAGUUCGUCAUCUCGACCUUAUUCAACUUGGUCUUCUAUUUCAUGUCUGGGCUCCGACCCGAUGCUUCGAGCUUCUUUACCUUCCUGCUCUUCAACUUCGUUUGCACCCUGGUUAUGUCCUCCAUAUUCCGCAGCAUUGGCGCCGCAUCGAAACAGCUUGCCCAAGCUUACGCAAUCGCGGGUGUUGGCGUCCUCAUGAUGGUCAUAUACACGGGGUUUACGCUUCAGACCUCAUACAUGCAUCCUUGGUUCCGCUGGAUCAACUACAUCAACCCGAUCGCCUACAUAUUUGAAGCACUGCUUGUCAACGAAGUCCACGAUCGAGAGUUCCCUUGCGCUCCACAAAGCCUUGUCCCUCCCUAUGCUCGAGGGGCAUCCAACUUUGCUUGCGCCGUCAUCGGAGCAAAGCCUGACCAGCGUAUCGUUGCUGGAGAUUCGUGGGUACAGUCCGGCUACCAAUAUAGUUACUCCCAUAUAUGGCGAAAUCUCGGGAUUGCGUUCGCCUACAUGGUGUUCUUUCUCGCGUUCUACCUCAUUGCCACAGAAAUCAGGUCGACCGUCAAUGCUCAACCACAACGACUCGUCUUCCUCAAUUACAAAGCAGCACAGAGCCUGAAGCCAGAUGAAGGUGACAUCGAGGGAAACGCGACCAGCGACCAAGAAAACCCCUCUCCAGCCCUCUCUAGUUCAGGGGAUGCUGCGUCCAUCUCAGAGGCAGGAUGCACGAGUAUCGCCAGGCCGUCGAAUGAAAAGGAACGUGGACAAAAAGGGACGCUGUCGUGGGAAGACCUGACACUGGACAUUGCAGUUCAGGGCAAGAGUAGACGUCUUCUGGACAACGUCAACGGUUGGGUCAAACCCGGUGUAAUGACCUGCCUGAUGGGAGUCUCAGGUGCUGGAAAGACAACUUUACUCGACACACUUGCACAGCGUCACAACACUGUCGGAAAUGUGUCCGGUACGAUAAAGGUAGACGGCAUGCCACUGAAACCCUCAUUUCAGCGAAAGACAGGAUAUGUCCAACAGCAAGAUCUACAUUUGCUGUCCAGCACAGUCCGCGAAGCUUUACGUUUCUCGGCGCUUUUGCGCCAACCUGCCUCGGUGUCGAAGAAGGAGAAAUUCGAGUAUGUCGAGAAGGUCAUCGAAGUGCUCAAAAUGGAACACUUCAGCGAUGCAAUGGUUGGGCAACCAGGCGAGGGCCUAAACAUCGAACAGCGAAAACUCUUGACAAUCGGUGUCGAGCUAGCUGCCAAACCGUCAAUCCUCUUCCUAGAUGAGCCCACCUCGGGUCUCGACUCGCAGAGUUCGUGGACGAUCGUGUCGCUCUUGAGAAGGCUAGCAGACGACGGUCAGGCGAUCCUCGCUACCAUCCAUCAGCCGUCGGCUAUGCUCUUCCAGCAGUUUGAUUCCAUCCUCCUGCUCGCCAGAGGCGGCUGCACCACUUACUUCGGACCGCUGGGUGCGGAUUGCCAGACGCUGACUCGUUAUUUCGAGGAACAUGGGGCUCGAGCUUGCGGUGCAGCAGAAAACCCUGCAGAGUAUGUCUUGGAUGUCAUAGGCAAUGCUUCCCACGACUGGCCCCAGGUUUGGAAAUCAAGCUCCGAGUUUUCCACUGUCAAUGCCAGCGUCUGCAACAUGUCGCCAGGUUCCUCCCACCAGGAGCUCGAUGCUGAUGAUCGCCUCCAGUUUGCGGCCUCUUUUGCCAUGCAAUUCCAAUGUGUGAUGCAACGACUCUUUCAAAACUACUGGCGAAGUCCCGGCUACAUCUACGCCAAGCUGCAGUUUGCGCUUCUCUCCUCUCUCUUCAUCGGAUUCACUUUUUAUCUGCAAAAUGCUUCGGCGACCGGCAUGCAAAACGUCAUCUUUGCCAUCUAUAUGCUCAACGCCACAUUCUCAUCCGUGGCCAACCAGAUCAUGUCCAGGUUCCUCCCACAACGGGCACUGUUUGAAGUCCGCGAGUCUCCAUCAAAGAUGUACAGCUGGCCGGUGUUCUUGCUAGCGAAUAUCCUAGUGGAAAUACCCUAUCAAAUCUUCCUCUCGGUGGUCGUAUGGGCGUGCUGGUUCUUCCCGAUCUUCGGGCUUGACAGUGACUCAACGACCCGUGCGGUAAUGUGGGGAUUCUGUCUGCAAUUCUUGCUCUUCGGAUCGACCUGGGCACAGAUGCUCAUUUUCACGAUGCCGAGCACCGAGACGGCGGGUGCCCUGUCAACCAUUCUGUUUACGCUGAAUCUGCAGUUCAACGGUGUGCUCCAACCGCCAUCCGCGCUCCCAGGAUUCUGGAUCUUCAUGUAUCGCGUCAGUCCCUUCACCUACCUGAUCGGGGGGUGGGCUGGAACGGGCUUGGCCAACAGAGCGGUUGUCUGCGCGAAGAAUGAAUUGGCGGUCUUCGAUCCUCCAACCGGACAAACUUGUGGCCAAUAUCUCUCUGCCUACCUCGACGGUGGCGCACCAGGAUCACUGCUCAAUCCGUCCGCCACGGCAAGCUGCGAGUAUUGCUCGAUCAGAAACUCCAACCAAUUCCUCGAACAGUCGUGGAUCCACCCCUCGGACAAGUAUCGGAACUUGGGGAUAAUGUUUGCGUACAUUGCUUUCAACAUCUUUUCUGCGUUCUCACUGUACUACAUCUUUAGAGUUAGGGGAUUGUCAAUCAAAAGCCUACAGAAGCCCAAGACAAAGAGACAUGUGGCUGAAGGGGAGAAAGAGCAGGAAGAGAAGCCACAUCCGAAGCGAGGCUUUUACGUGGGGUUUUACUACCAUUUGGCGUUGAGUAUUCUGAGAAAUCUGGUUCGCUAG
Molecule: messenger RNA, 4557 nt
Organism: Fonsecaea nubica
Lineage: Eukaryota; Fungi; Ascomycota; Eurotiomycetes; Chaetothyriales; Herpotrichiellaceae
Exons: 2
Coding region: 1-4557 (1518 amino acids)
Biological process (GO): transmembrane transport
Cellular component (GO): membrane
Molecular function (GO): ATP hydrolysis activity; ATP binding; ABC-type transporter activity
Source: RefSeq, a predicted model, not a curated record